UCCCGAGAAUAGCGCGGGCCUCUCUCUGGUUUAAACGAACUCUAACGUUGGCAUUAGCCUAAAACCCUUGCGGCCUUUCUGUCUGACUAAUUCCCAUUUCUAUUCAACGUUUUCUUUGUAAAGUAGGGGAAUUUCUGAGACCUUAAUCAUACCCUUUUAAUAUUUCUAUCCUAUUUGAUAUUGGGUUUAUGGUGUCUUCUUUUUUUCAAUUUGCUUUUGUUGGUUGAAGAGCAGAAUUUGAUCAGAUUUUGAGAGGAUGAAGUUUGAGGAGACUUUCAUGGAGUAUCUGCAUGGAGAUAAGGAGAGGCUUUUGGAUAAAUACUCCCAUGUUGAAUACAAGAGACUUAAGAAAGUUCUAAAGAGCUGUAGGACUUGUCAAGCAUUGCAUAAUUCUUGUCAAAGUGAACAAGAUCAAGGAGAUAAGGACAAUUCCACUUUGUCUCAAUUGUGUCAAUGUCAAUCUUGCCCAUUGUGCGAUCAAAUGUUCUUUACUGAACUGAUGAAAGAAGCUUCAGAUAUAGCUGGAUGCUUUAGUUCCAGAGUUAGACAUCUCCUCCAUCUUCAUGUUGCUAGAGGAAUGCAAAGAUAUGCACUGAGACUACGUCAGUGCUUUAAAAAUAAUCAGCAAGCCAUGGUAGAAGAAGGUUGGAUGUUGAUUGAAUAUAUUACAAUGAGUGCAACCGCUAUUGACAAAAUCCUAAAUAAAUACGAUAAAGUGCAUAGCUCUGUCAAUGGUAAGAAUUUCAAAUCUAAGAUGCGGGCCGAGCACCUAGAGCUUUUGCAUUCACCUUGGCUAAUAGAGUUGGGAGCCUUUUAUUUGAAUUUUAAUGGAUCAGAUAGUGGAGAAUUUAGUGAGUUUUGUGGUCAUUUUUUCUGUGAUCUCAAUGCUACAGAACCUGUCAUAAUGCUGAGGCUUCCAAACUCUGCAAAGCUAGAAUAUAGUCUAACUUGUGCCAUUUGCUUGGAGACGGUUUUUAAUCCAUAUGCCUUGAGCUGUGGGCAUCUUUUUUGCAAGUCUUGUGCUUGCUCAGCCGCUUCUGUAUUGAUAUUUCAAGGCCUUAAAGCUGCAACUCCAGAUGCAAAGUGUGCUGUCUGCAGAGAGUUGCUCAAGGCCAGACUUGAUCACCAGGAACCUAGUCCUCUACCCUCAGCAUCUGGCUGGAGUAUAUGCUAAUUCGGUGCACAUGUUGGAACUAGAUCUGCUAUUGAAAACAAGGUGCAAAGAGUAUUGGAAGGAGAGGAUGGUUGCCGAACGGGCUGAGAUGGUGAAACAAACCAAAGAAUAUUGGGAUUUGCAGGCAAGAUACUUGAAAUACUUUUGAAUGGAGAAAUAAUUUUUUUCCCCACUAGGAGACUCCGCACAGUUUGAACUUUGGAAUUAAAUCAUUGUUGAGUUGAGUUGAUUUACCGUAAGAGAAUAAGAAAAUUGAUAAUAUUCAAGCUUGUAUUACAGUAUGUGGUUACUUAUUUUUAUGAGUAUUUUUAUAAAAUUCAUUAAAUUUUAAUUUCUUUCAUAAAAUUUAUCAAACUUUACUUUAAUUUUAUAAAAGUUACUGUAAUAUGAAAUUAAAGAUUUUUAGAUCAA
Molecule: messenger RNA, 1585 nt
Organism: Hevea brasiliensis (rubber tree)
Lineage: Eukaryota; Viridiplantae; Streptophyta; Magnoliopsida; Malpighiales; Euphorbiaceae
Product: probable E3 ubiquitin-protein ligase BAH1-like
Exons: 7
Coding region: 257-1174 (305 amino acids)
Source: RefSeq, a predicted model, not a curated record